ACAGCCAACCCACCACCACCACCUCAUCAACCCAAAAACUUCAGAAUGGCAACAACACUCAUCACCGGAAACACGACCAGACUGGCAUGGAGGACUGGAAGAACACAACUCAACCAGCUGCUAAACAGGACCAACAAGAGAUUCUACAGGACCACUGAACCCAAACCACCUCAUCUACUCACCCUAGCCGACCUGUCGAUCAGGGAGAUCCAAUCACUAGUCUCCACCGCCAUCAACAUCAAGAAACAGUUCAAGGAUGCUGGUCCACCCAACGGCGAAAACCUACCAGUCAAGAUCGAGCAAAUACUCCAGGGGAAAACGAUCGCCUUGAUCUUCGGCAAACGGAGUACCCGAACGAGGGUCGCCAGCGAAACCGCAACCGCUCUCCUCGGCGGCCAUCCGAUGUUCCUCAGCCCGUCCGAUAUCCAGUUGGGCGUCAACGAGAGUCUCUAUGAUACCUCAAAAGUCGUCAGUAGCAUGGUCGAUGGUAUCAUGGCCAGAGUCGGAGACCAUUCGGAAGUCGAAUUGCUAGCUAAAAACUCUUCCGUCCCAGUCAUCAACGCCCUCUCCUCACUCUACCAUCCCACCCAAAUCCUAGCGGACCUGGUCACGCUCUUAGAGAGCUUCUUCCCGCACUCGCGUUUCCUGAGCUCGCUCAACGGCCUCAACGUCACCUGGAUCGGCGAUGCUAAUAACAUCCUCAACGACAUGAUCGUCACCUAUCCUCGAUUGGGCAUCAACCUCAAGAUCGCCACCCCUCAGGGCUAUUCACUCGACCAACGCGUCCUCGACCGCAUGGAACUCGGCCUUCAAGACCAGAAAAACCUCCUCCCUGAUGGAAAACUCGUCCACGUUCAUGACCCUCUCGCAGCAGUUCAGGAUGCUGACGUGAUCGUCACCGAUACCUGGAUCUCGAUGGGCCAAGAAUCUGAGAUGCAGAAACGAUUACAAGAUUUCAAUGGGUUUCAGAUCACUGAAGAACUAUGCAAAAAGGGAAAGGCCAAAGCUGAUUGGAAAUUCAUGCAUUGUUUGCCUCGGCAUCAAGAGGAAGUUGAUGAUCAGGUCUUCUAUGGUCCCAGAUCACUUGUCUUUCCUGAAGCCGAGAACAGGAAAUGGACUAUCUUGAGUGUCUUUCAAUCUUAUUUUGGAAAUUGGAAAAUUAAAUCAUAAAUGAAAAAAAAUCUAUAAACAUGUUCUGUUUUUUUUUUCUAAACAAAAUGCAUUGGUUAUAAGGAUUGAAAUAUCAAGUGUUUCUUUUAUGAUAAUUGAUAAGAUGCAAUUACUCAAAAAGUAAAUAUAUAUACAUCUAGCAAUACUGCAUGUUACCCUGACCCUAACUGUUUUUUUUUUUUUUUUUCAAUGGAAAAUAAUAUCUGAAAUGAUUUGAGAGUAUACA
Messenger RNA from Puccinia graminis f. sp. tritici CRL 75-36-700-3, 1396 nucleotides. RefSeq names its product ornithine carbamoyltransferase. Gene Ontology annotation, molecular function: amino acid binding; ornithine carbamoyltransferase activity. The transcript has 5 exons. Gene Ontology annotation, biological process: L-citrulline biosynthetic process. The coding region runs from base 46 to 1170 and encodes 374 amino acids. Lineage: Eukaryota; Fungi; Basidiomycota; Pucciniomycetes; Pucciniales; Pucciniaceae. The record is from RefSeq and is a predicted model, not a curated record. Gene Ontology annotation, cellular component: mitochondrion.